AUGAAAAACGAAAGAAGACGACGAUGUUUGGUGACUUAAAAUAAUGUUUACAGUUUCAGAAAGAUUUCUUACAGUAUCAAAAUCAGUUUAACAAAAACCUGUUUACACUAUCAAAAACUUUGUUUACAAUACCAAGGUUAUCAUGGGAAAUCCAAAAACCACAAGUUACAUAAAGUUAAAACAAAUAAGCUUAAAACUCUCAUUACGGCUUCAACAGAAGUUACAGUAUACUUCUCAAAAGGGAAAUCACGAAACUACAGUACGCUUUUCAGAACCUCAAAACUCUUCAAAACGGCUCCAAACCUCAGGCAUCGAAGAAGCCUCCGACGCCGGCUACAAGCGCGUCUUCCACGAAAUCACACACGAAGCGGUCACAGAUCCUCCCACCGACCGGUAAAGUCAACUCGAUUGAUCAGAAGAAUGUAGUCAAGAGGAACACGACCCCAGCCACCAUCCCCAAACGAAGUUCAGCGUCGAUUCGAGGCCAAGGUUUUGAGCCUCGAGCUGCGACAAGUGGAAAGGAACGCUCCACCUCUAAGCCUACAGUAAGCAUGGUACUGAGCAACAACAGCGAGAGUUACAAUGUAAGAAUAUUCAGGUUUGAGUGACGUUACAGUAGUUAAAAAGACGAAACUAUUUGCAUAAUAAGAAAAAACUGAAAGCGAAAAGAUAAAGAAAAGGAUAUUCUACAAGAUUUAUUGAGGUUUGAUAACGGAUGCUUGUAGGUACAGAGACAAAAAUAGGUACGAAAAGCCAAUUUAUGAGUGGUAAAAAGAGAAAUUAACUUACUAUUCUGGCUGAACAACAGCUUCAGAGCUUUUCGAAACAUCAUAUACUACGGGCAAAAGGCAUGGUUAGUACGUGUACAAUAAGUUUCACCGAAGGAAAGACAAAACAGUGUCGGGCCAAGUGUUUCUCUGUUUCCUAAUUUGUUUACCAAUUAUUUUUCAUAAACAAUGCAACACUUGGCCCAAUUACACAAAUUUUUCAAAAUUUUAGGAAAAAAAUAAAAUAGGAUCAAACCUGUGUACGAACGGGAAGUUUGUAACAUUCCCUUGUAAGAUUACAAUGUUUUUUUUAUUUUAAAAUUAAAAUUUCAGAUGUGGCUACAAAGGCAUCUGGAGAAAGAACGGCAGAAGAAGUUGGAAGAGAAGGAAAAGCAAAAGGAGGAAGAAGAGGCAAGUAAUUGAAUUGUUUUUAGCUUAAAAUUUCAUACAAAAAAUACCGUAUAGUCGCCUCUAUUUGAAGAGAUACCGUUCACUAUCAGAUGGAACAAAACAUGACUGUAACAAAAAUGAAAGUAAAUGUGACUAGCAAAAACAGCUACCUUAACUUACUGUACACUAUCAAAACAAUAUCAAGUGUAAAGUAAUCCAAUAUCGAUGAUAUAUAGCUCUCAAAAUGAUCCCAAAACAUUGUGUAACAUGUUGUUUCAAGUUUUUGUCAUAACCUAAUGUUCGCACGUUUUAAUUUACUAUUCCCAUCUUACACACAAUGUGAAUGUCUGCGACAUUGCUCAGUUGAACCCCCACGAAACAAUUCUCUGAUCAAAGACAAUCCCCCACCCAUCAAACCCCAUUUAUAACAUCAUCGAGGCGCGCGGCGUGCUGUAACACCGAUCCCAUUUUUCGAAAAAAAAACGUAAUGGAAAAUUUUGAAAUAUGUUACACACCGCCGCCCCGUGCAUGUACGUAUCUUCACGACAGUUGUUAAUUUCAGCGCAAAAAGGAGCAGAUGGAGAAUGCGGAAAGGGCGUUCCGUCAAUGGCAAGAAGAGAAUCAGCGACGAUUCCUCAGCCAAAAACAACGCAGAGAGCGCGAGGAACGAGAGAGUGCAGACAAGAAAGAGCAGGAAAAGUUGGAACGGCGACGCAACGCCGAGAAGGUACGGUAGCUUCUGUAGUCAAAACAAUUGACAAAUAGCUUCUGUAGCCAUAAAAUUAAAGUGAUUCUUAUAGGCAAUACUUUAAUUGACUUUGUAGUGAAAGCCUCAACAGCAUUCUGUAGCUAUAAUCAAGAUUAAUACGAUCCCUUUCCUAAACUAUACCAAGUUAUUGUGAUAUAUUUUCUGUUUCUAUGACCUCUGUUCUAAACUAUACCAAAAUGGUUGUCUUAUACCUUGUACAUGAUUAGACAAAAUAAAAACUAUAAAAAGUACGGUAAUAUACGCUGUACGGAUAUGUUUUUAAACUUAAGAGUUCAUCUUGUUAACUUUGUAUAAACAAUGACUUACAAACUCAGAAAUUAACUUAUUUGAAGAUCAAUGCUUAACUAGAUAGCUUCCUGGUAUUAUGAUUGUUCGAACUGUCUAUAGUUAAUUUGUUUACAGAAGCUGAACCGAUCUCUAUCUAGUAGGUCAAGUUAAGGUAUGUUUUUUACGUAUUGUACGGUUCACAGAGUCUACAACCAGUUCCAACACUAAUAUCUAUUUAGCAAUGCUUGUUAUUACCUAAAAUAUAUUAAAGGACCAGUUCGCCCAUUCAAAUAUCAUUGGCAUUCUGUCGCAAAAAUUCGACGUUCAUUUUUUUUCGCAAAAACCUGAGCAGGUCGGUCCCAAAUUGGAAAAUUCAUUUCGACACCGACCCACUCACGUUUUUUGAGAAAAAUGAUUUUGAUUGAAAUUGCCUGAUUUUCGACGCUUUUUGCGACAGAAUGCCAAUGAUAUUUGAAUGGGCGAACUGGUCCUUUAAGACUUAUUAUUUCAUUUUCGUUCCAUUGACAUAAUAAUACCUAGAAUGUCUAAAGUUCAUCGUAAAAAGAGUUAAUAUCAUCAACCAGGGACGUCGUUUGGGGGAGGGGGAGGGGUACCCCCUCCCCCAGAGCCGAUCCGAAAAAAAUUGCACAGGUAGGUACCUGUACGCGAAAAAACGAAAAAAAUUUUUUUUGAAAAAUCGGUCCACAGGAACCUGUGGAAGAAAAAUUUUUUUUCGACCUCCCCCUCCUUCAGAGAAAAUCCGUAGCGACGUCCCUGUCAUCAGCAACAAUGUAACCAUUUACUUUUAGACCUUUGAAACGUGGAAGAAGCGACAAGAAGAAAAGUUGAGGGAAGAGAGAAUCAGACGCCGCCAAGAGGAACGACAUCGUGUUCACAGUGCACAAGAAGAGAAGCGGCGUCAGAAGGCCGAGAACCAGAAAGUGUACCAGAAAUGGGUGGAACAGUCGCUACAACGACAACGUGAGAUAAGACAGAUGAAUCUGGAGAGAGAGCUAGCGUUGAGGAAACAAGAAGACGAAGAGAAGGCUUUCAAAGAAGGACUGGCUUCAGAAGCCUAUCAUCUGUGGCUGGAAAUGAAGGUAGGUUUAGUGAGGGUUUUGAACGUUUUGUAAGAAGAAGAAUAGAGCGAUUUCAUAGGUUUAUUGAUUUAGAAUAGAAUGUCAAUUUUAAAAUUUAAAUUUUGCAAAUUUCAUUCCAUUUUUAAACUGAAAGCUGUAAAUUACAGUACACGUACUCUGUCAUACUUUAUUUUUUCGCAUUAUGAACACCUUAAAACAUAACAAAGAUAAGCCUUGAGGUCUAAAGAAAAUGAAUCACUUAAGUUUGAACAAGUUUACACUGUUUUCCUUGAACACUGUCUGAUUUGUUUAUAUAGAUACGUAUAAGUGCACACCUCAACGUAUACGAACAAGCUGUUCUCUGGUAACGGGAUUACUGUAGAGCGAACUAUCAAAUUUGCCCAACUCAAAGUUUGCUUUCUAGUCAGAAAAGUAAAGGUUUCAGCUCCAGUAUAAUAUAACUCUUACCAAAAAUUGAAUUAUAGGUUUAUAAAUAAUAGAAAAAUGGUACCUUAUGUAACUUCAGCUUAUAAGGAUUGUUCUACAAACUUUUUGCCCAAUUUAAGAGAAAAUAACUUAUAAAAAAUUACUUUAUCCCAAAUUACUACGGUGACCUUAAGUUUCUGAAAUGAACGUAUUGGUGUAAAAUAACCGUUUCCACCAGAAAGUUGUAGUAUAUAGUCUCUGCCAGAAUGUGUAAUACAGACAAAAGUUUUAACAUUCGCGAGAAACGUGAAGAACAUGCUGGUUCCUCUAAUGCGAAACAUAUACGUUGUGGUAGUCGAAAAGGUCAGCGAGUUAAGCAAAUCAAAGUUAAGAAUGUUAAUUACCACCAAUUUCAUAUCACUGUGUGUGACGCAGGGUACAGUAAGACAAGUGAAAGUUACACUUUAGAUGGGUUUUGGAAAUGUAGUCUGAAAACUACUGGUUGAACUAAAACUAUACUAAACUACUACAAUGUAAACCUUACGAUUUAUUACCUAAAUUCAUGAUUUUUAAGUGUUAAGCAUACAUUCAAAAAGAUAAUACAAUAUUGAUAAGAACCAGUAAAUACUGUAAACUGGCGAGAAUGUUGCCAUUUCCCACGCGCCCUUAAUAUGUUCCUCUUACUCAUUGAUUGACAGUUUCGGUUAUUAGACACACAAAACAUAAUUUGUACGUAUCUGAAAGUAAAACACAGUUGUGCCGAUAUCUUGCCGCGAGAUCGAGUGUGUUUCCUUUACUUUUGUCAAAGUAACUUGAUUGACUCAACUACAGUAAUCUCUAUUUAUAGAGUAGAGUAUAAAGUUCACUUUUCACAUUAGUGUAAAGAUAGGUAGAUUGAUGGCUGUCUAUGAAGAUCAGUUCGAGAGUUUGAUAAGAUUUUGGAUCUUUUUGGCUUAAAAUGGCUCUUGAAUCACUUCUACUAUUUCAAACGGAUCUUUUCACAAAAUUUGAGUGAAAUUUGACAGAAAAUAAAACAUUCAAGAAAAUUAAAAUGACUGUUUCAGAAGAAGGAAAAAGCCUUCUCAGAAUCUCUGGCGUACAAGAUUCUUGACUUUGAACACGAAUCCAAGAAGCGAUGGCCAACACCGUGGAUUCCUACUGGAAAUACAGUACCCCGCCGUUUCGUCGGCACAGGAAAUCGGCGAAGAACGCUGGAGAAGCCACUGAGUAUCGUACAACAACGUGCAAAGUCUGUUUACUAA
Molecule: messenger RNA, 4960 nt
Organism: Bursaphelenchus okinawaensis
Lineage: Eukaryota; Metazoa; Nematoda; Chromadorea; Rhabditida; Aphelenchoididae
Source: the annotation of a GenBank genome assembly